AGCAGUGGCUGCGCGCGCGGAGAUGCUGCCGUUGUGGGGACUGUCCGUGGGGAACGAAUUCCGCGUGGGAAGCCGACCCGCGGUCCUUGGCCUCAGUUAUCAGGCUGGAAGACUAGGGCGGGAGCCAUAGAGUCACCUACAAAGGAAAGCCCUUCUGAAGAGCCCAGGGCAGGGACCAUGGAGACAGAUGUGCCUUCACCCCAUCCCAGGGGCGAGAGUGGAAAUUCUCAGGGAGAGCAGACUGCCCCCUGUGGUCCCUAUGAACAAAGCCCACGACGAAUUUCAGACCAAGAUGAAUCCCAAGUGAGUUAUACAGAUAUGGAACGCUUUGACUGUCCAGAUGGUAGGAAAGCCUUCAGCCCUGCUUCGAAGCGCAAGCAACAACGUCAGAAUACACCCACCAUCCACGGACCCUCUGGGGGUUGUGACUGGGGGAGACUCCUUGAUCAGGGCUCACCCCCUGUCCAAUAUCCAAUCAUUUCCACCAAAGAGAGGCCCUACAGAUGCACUGAAUGCAGCAGGGCCUUUAGCCGGAGCUCCAACCUCACGGCCCACCAGCAGAUCCAUGUGGACGAGAAGCCAUACACGUGUGAUGAGUGUGGCAAGGCCUUCCGCCGCAACACCUACCUGGCCCAGCACCAGCGGAUCCACAGCCAGGACAAGCCAUUCAUAUGUGGUGAGUGUGGGAAAACCUUCUGCCUCAGCACCUACCUGGCCCAGCACCAGAGAGUCCACCUGCAGGAGAAGCCAUUUGCGUGCGGCAAGUGCGGGAAGACCUUCUGCUACCGCUCAGCCAUUGCCCAGCACCAGGUUACCCACUUGGGCGAAAAGCCCUAUGAGUGUGUGGAGUGUGGCGAGGCCUUUGGCCGCAGCGCCCACCUCAGGCGCCACCAGCAGACGCACACACGGGAGAAGCCCUACACCUGCACUGACUGUGGGAAAACCUUCAGCAACAGCUCCACCCUCAUCCAGCACCAGGUCACCCACACAGGUGAGAAGCCCUUUGAGUGCAGGGAGUGCGGUGAGGUCUUUGGCCGCAGCGCCAACCUUAGGCGCCACCAACGGACACACACCCAGGAGAGACCAUAUGAGUGCAAGGACUGUGGGAAAACCUUCAGGCACAGCUCCACCCUCUUCGGUCACCGGUCCAUCCACACAGGCGAGAAGCCUUACAAGUGUGAUGCUUGUGGGGCAGCCUUCAGCCGGAACACGACCCUCAAGCAACACUGGAGGCUCCACACUGGUGAGAAACCCUAUGUGUGUGCCCAGUGUGGGAAGUCCUUCCGCCUCCGCUCCAAACUCAGCCAGCACCUCAUUGUGCACACGGGCGAGAAGCCCUAUGUGUGCGGUCAGUGUGAGAAGGCCUUCACUCAGUCGUCCACCCUGAUUCGACACCAGCGAAGUCAUGCUGGUGGGACAUCGUAGCAGAUGAGUGGAUGCCGGGAGGUCAGUGUGGUUGUGGUCUUUGUACCAGGCAAUCUUAUCCUGUUGCUUCCACGGACAAACCAUGGGCAAACCACUUGGCAGCUCUGGCCAUGGGUCUCCCUCUCUGUCAUAGGACUUGGUUGGACCUGAUGAUCCAGUGGGCCUCAGGAGUAUCUUAAAGCUCACAAAAUGCCAAGACGUCUUUACGCUUAGUGGAAACCUUGCAGGAUCCUGGUUGGACAAUCCAGGAUUGAUUUGGACGUGAACCCGAGAAACCUAACAGUUGCUGAAGCUUCAUGCAGUCAGCCUCCACCCCCCACCCCAACUCCCAUGGCAUCUGGGUGGAAAGGUGUGGCUAUGGAGUGCCAGAGGGUUUCCUCUUUGCAGCUGGGGUUGCUGAAGGCAGAUGGUUGAUCGUGGGGGGCCUGGCAGGGCCCGUGAGUUCCAGCCUUUCGUGAGGGGCUCUUAGCAGGGUUUUGCUUCCAGCGAGGUGUCCCCACUUCUGAGCCAUGGGGGAGGGCUUGUCUGCAACCUUCUCUCUUGCCCCCAUGUGACUUUAUCUGUCCUUGAAUCAGCGUUUGGUGUUGGGUUUUGCCAUCCUAUUCUUCCUUGGCAUGGGUUCCUUUAGCUGAUUUCUUUCUUUUAUUGCAUUUCCUCUUCUACCUAUAGCUGAAAGUGGCAGACUGGAAGGGGAAUGUAGGAUGAUUGCCAGCAGUCCAUGCCCUGAGGCCUGAAAUUGGGUUCCUGACCCCUGACUCUGUGGGGAAAGGCUCAUAAUGUUGCCACCCUUAACCACCAAGGUGAAAACUUCAGAAAACCUCCCCAUUGAGACAAACUUUCCCCCACAUUCUGCUGGUUCCAGUGGCAGCAAAGGUGACUCAUCUCAACGCUUUAUUUUCCUACAAUGAGAGGCGUAGGCUGAAAUCCACAGCGUGGCCUCCACAAAGGUUUGGCAUCACCUGGCCGACAGAGCCACCCGCAGUGAAGCGGGAGGUGGUGACUUGCAGGGAAGGAGUGUGGGAUCGGGACCUUGAAGACCAGCCCUUUAGUUGGUGUUUGUGAGGGUGUCCCUUGGCUUCUCAGAGCCUCGGACUCCUUAGCUGUCAGGCUGGGAUCGUAGCACCUACUUUGGACAUGAGGGUCUUAGAAGAAAGAGGCUGUACUCAGGUGACCCCUUAUGUCUCACAGAGUGUAGUAGGUCUCAACUGUGAGCUGAGUGUCUUUCUUCACAGGGCCAUCUCCCCUCUGUUUGUUUUCUCGCCUUCUCAUGACACAGCAGUUGUGUUGGAUAAGGGCCCACUCUAAUCCAAUUUGACCUCAUUUUAACUAAUCACAUCUUCAAUUUCUGAAUAAGGUUCCAUCCACAGAAUGGGAUUAUAGGACUUGAACUUGUCUUUGGGGGCUACAUAAUUCAACCUGUAAGAUGCCUCCAAGGCACUGGGGUACUGAUCGGUUUUGAGGUAUCCACUGUGCAGUUCUGAUAAUGGUACCAAAGGUUGUAAGUAAUUUGUUUCAAAACAUACGUGAGAAUGGAUUGAAUACUACCCCCCACCACAGACACACUUGAUUUAUACUUUGCUCUCCUGACUGAGGAAUGAAGCAGGGAAUUGAACCAGCAGCAUAUUAGCUGGUUUUUAGUUUUGACAAAGUUCAAUCUGUCUUCUGUUGCUUGUGUUUUUGUGUCUUAUCUAAAAAUGGAAAAGAUCUCACUGUGUACAUCUGUGAUAUUUAAUAUAGUAUCAUCUUCCAAUUUAUUGCUGUCUCCCACACUUUAGGAAACACUGUUAAAAGAAGGAGUUCUGUUGCUAAAAAAUAGAAAGUUUGAAAAUCAUUACUCUAGCACACAGGGAUCCUAAUUUAUGAGAAGAAAAGGAAAUGGGUUUUUCCAAAAGACAUUUAAGAGGUAUUAGACAUAUCUCAUCGAGACUACUGCAUCAUUUAAAAUACCAGAAUCAACACAUAAGAUAGGAAAGGAGGCUAUUAUGUAUUGGGUACAAGGGGUUCUCUACUGGGUGGUGAUGGGAUGGGGAAGAGGGAAUUUCAUGUUUUGCUCUUUAUGCUUUUGUAUUACUGAAAUCUUUUUUAAAGAAUGUAUUCAUGUAUUACUUCUGUAAUAUAAAAUGAUACUUGUUCACGGUGGAAAAUCCGAGUAUCCCAAAAGUAUGAGGAAGAAACUGAAGUCACUUACUCAGAAACAAACAUUCUGAAGAUUUUGUUGAAUUUCCUUCCAGUCUUUUUUUUUCUGUAACCACAGAGUAUUUUUUAAUUGAAAUCUUCUAGAUAUAAUGGUUGAUAUCAUGUUUUAUCAUUCAGUAUCAUGUCAUGAGCCCUUCCCAACGUCAUCAGUAAGGCUUGACGAAAGCAGUUAUGAUGUUAGACAUUAUGGGGCCACCAACCUCCUGGACUCCUCUCUUUCUCGGCAGAGGCAACACCUCCCAACCCUCUGGAAGUCUGACUGGGACUAAUCCGACCGAGGGAAUGUGAAUGGAAGCAACGUGUUCACUUCCAGGCUGGGCGGUGAGAAACUCUGGCAAGAUCCUCCAGCUUUCUGCAUUUUCUGCCGUGGCAACCAAGGAGAUGCUCCCAGGGCUGGAGCCGCUGUCACCUGCGUCUCAGUGUGGACAGAUCAGAUCCCCCCACACCCCCACACCCCUCCUGCCAGCCCACACUGGGCAUGUAGCAUGAGUGAGAAAUAGCUCCUUGUCUGCUAAGCUGCUGAGAUCUGACACGCAAAUGUGUCACCACAGCAUAAACUAGUUCACUGUGACUCAUACAAUGAAUUGUAUCCCUUCUGUUGUAAGUAAUACUGCACCUUCCUUAACCAGGUUUUCCCCAGACCCCUCUCAAUUAUAUGCCACAGUCAAAGUUAAAACAAAUUCAAAUUCCUUUAAAUCAGCCCGCUCUUUUUACUUAAAUAUUUUUAAAGAGGACCUUCUACCACCAUCAUGAGUUGGAAGCUAGUAUCUCGUCAGUAAUGGACAAAUUGGUGGAGGUGUUAAAAAACACCAAAACGAUAUUAAAUUCUAGCUAAAAAACUGUCUGGGCCUGAGGCUUGCUCUCUUUGUGAUUGCAGAGGAGUUGACAGCCAGUACGUGCUUUCUCCUUGAUCACCUGAGAUUGGACUGGAAUUGAAAAGGGAUAUUUGACGAUGGGUCUGAAGACCAUCUGAAAUCAUUGUGUAGUCCACCCCGGAUCCAUGCUCUGCCCACACGCUGGGAAAACAGACUUAACUGCUGUCAUAUAAAUAAGCUGAUGAUGCACUUGCCCCUUCUUCCUGGGCAGUUUUCACCCUAUGGGCCAAGAUUGUAAUAAAUGGCCUUGUGCACAAUUUCCAGUAUGCCUCUCUGAUAAUUUCCUUCACACAGCUUAUGACACACAGAAAUCACUUCCUUCAUUCUUGGUGUGUCUGAUGCUGAUAUAAGUGGUCCCUGAUAACAAUUUUCCCCCUUUUUCCUUCAGUAACAGAAU
Molecule: messenger RNA, 4893 nt
Organism: Choloepus didactylus (southern two-toed sloth)
Lineage: Eukaryota; Metazoa; Chordata; Mammalia; Pilosa; Megalonychidae
Product: zinc finger protein 501-like
Exons: 3
Coding region: 178-1425 (415 amino acids)
Biological process (GO): regulation of transcription by RNA polymerase II
Molecular function (GO): RNA polymerase II cis-regulatory region sequence-specific DNA binding; DNA-binding transcription factor activity, RNA polymerase II-specific
Source: RefSeq, a predicted model, not a curated record